Molecule: messenger RNA, 2127 nt
Organism: Naegleria fowleri
Lineage: Eukaryota; Heterolobosea; Eutetramitea; Acrasida; Naegleriidae
Exons: 2
Coding region: 1-2127 (708 amino acids)
Source: RefSeq, a predicted model, not a curated record
AUGCAACGAGCAACUUGCACCAAACGCGGUUCAGCACAUUCAUCCAUAACACCACCACAAAAUGUGGAGAAUCACGAUUUCUUAUCUGAAACAAACGUGAAACAUGGGACAUCCAUGAGCUCAAGGUGUACCCUAUUCUUGAUUAUAGUUGUUUUGGUGGGAUUGAGCAUCAUCACAUUCCCAAUGAUUGUUUCAUUGUUGAUGAAAAAAGGUCAUCCGAUGAUUUCUCGAAAAGAACUCAACGAAAUCAUUCCGUUAGAAUACGAGCCAGAGUGGAAUAUGGAAAUUGCAAGGGAAGAAUUAAAGAAUUCAAUACUGAGAGGCAGAGAAGGAAAAACGUCGUCCAUAUGGGCCGCGAAAACAUUAAGGAACAAUUUCCGAGUUGUAAAAACAUUGAUGGGAGAAUCUUUUAAUCAUAACUUGACGAGCAAUAACAAUUCCGUAAAACAGGUUCAAACAUCCAUUUAUCAGAGCUGUUUGGAGGACAGUGUUUACAUGGAAGAAAAAACUUUGGCCACAAAGAAACUAACAGGAGUGGAUUUGAGCAAUGAAAUGAUUGCCAACAAAUAUUUUGUUGUGUGGAACACUUUUGGCCUUAAAUAUCCAAACGGGCCAAUUUAUAGUGCUGGUACUUCCUUAAUCAACAGAUCGAAUCAACCACUGAGAAUUAUUGGUCUGAAAUGGUCCCUAAAUUAUAAUGAUUUGACAAAGGAUGAGCAUGUCGAAGGCGAUGUUUGUCUUGUAAGGAAGUCCAAGGACGAAAGUGAGGUCUCUAGCGGGUCGGAAGUUUUCUGUGUUCAUGAAAUGGUCAGAGAGUCAUCCAAAGAAUUACAUUCAAAACGCAAAGACGAAAUUACUUGGUUAGAUUCAGGAAUUGAGGUUCUUCCGAGUUAUAUCGUUAGAUUAAACAGUGUGACUGAAUGCAAAGGACAUCCUCCGGCAGUACAUAAACCAGACUGGACAAGAAUUGACGGGCAGAUUAUUUUCCUGACCGAACAAGGAAUGAAUUAUUGCAUGCAAAAAUACAAAGUAGAGAAUCAGAAUAUUUCAGAACAAGAGGUCAAGAAAAAACUUGCCCCUUUGGUGAGCGUACGUUCACCUAUUCAUGAUCGCUCAUUCGUUGUGACGCCUUUUCCUGCAUAUGGCUCCUACAGCACAUUUGUCAACACUAACAAAGAAGAAGUGAGCGUUCGAGGAUGUUUUAUUUUCUUGAGCUUCCUUUCUCACGGCCCUUCAGCACUUACAGAGUUGCACGUUUACAAAAACAACAAACUUGUUUGGACCCAAGAACUUGCUCUUUAUGAAACGAAAAAUUCGGUUCCGACAAUAAGACAUAUGAUUCCUCUUCCUGCUGAAGUUUCAACGCUUCUUCCUCGAGAAUCCCUGUCAAUGAGAGUUAUGUGUUACACGCUUGACCUUGUUCCUCACGUAAUCGAUUUUGCAGUGUAUGCCUUAGCAACAGGUCACUUAAGCAUUCCAUACGAUAAUGUCAUCCUUUCAUGGGAUAUUUCAAAAGACGGAAUCGAUGAUUUCCUACAUUACAAUUCAGAAAACUUUGAACUAAGAACGGAAUUCACAAGGAAAGCCCAUGACACACAAUACGCUUUCAUGGGACCAAUUCCUAAAUUUGAAGAAGUUCGCAUUGUUGAGAAGAAGGACGAUUUUUCGAUAUUGCGGUUCACAAACCAUCAAGACGCAAUGUGCGUCCAAGUUACUGCUACACACAAGAAUGCAGUGUAUUUAGAAAUGAAAUUGUGUGAUGAAAGAAAUGUCCCUAAAGCUCCACUUUCAUUUCAUUCUUAUGGGAUAAUUAGAAAGGAUGACAAUGACCCAACAAGUGCUCGGUUAGUACGUUUCAGAAUAGACCCAAAACAGAGACGAGUCUAUGUUGCUUGGAGCAACAAUGUGAUGCUGUUGGAAGAGUUUGAAAUUGGAGAGACUUAUGACAUGGAUGAGCGUAGAUUCUUUGUGAGUUCUGUUUUUGUAGAUAUUCGGAAAACUAGUGUGUUUGUAAUUGUGGAUCGAUUUGGAAUAAUGCCCCCGCACUAUUUCUUUUUUGAUAGUAAUGCAAAGAAGUGGCGAGAUACCCAUGCAAUUUUCGGCAUAAGACAAGUUUUCAUGGAGUAA